Molecule: messenger RNA, 1851 nt
Organism: Arabidopsis arenosa
Lineage: Eukaryota; Viridiplantae; Streptophyta; Magnoliopsida; Brassicales; Brassicaceae
Source: the annotation of a GenBank genome assembly
AACAAUAGUCAUUGGACGAAGUGAAUGGGUUAUAUGGGCUUGUCUAAGUUCCGACCCAGGAAAGUCCCCGGGCCACUUUCCGCAGAGAUGCGGCCUCGAGAAAUGAGGAAAAAGAUAGAGAUGGGGAAAGUUGUUACCGGAUUUUUGGUGAGACUAUUGAUAUUGCUUCGACCGGAGACGGUGUUUGCGAUGUUGGUUGAGAUAACGGAAAGAGAGAUGGCGCAUUGUGACAAGAAAGACGUUCUGAUAGUUGGUGCUGUCGGUUGCAAUAAGCGUUUGCAGGAGAUGAUGAGGACCAUGUGCUCUGAACGUGACGGUAAGCUAUUUGCAACGGAUGACCGCUACUGCAUCGAUAAUGGAGCGAUGAUCGCCUAUGCGGGUCUACUCGGAUUUGUUAACCGUAUUGAAACGCCAAUUCAUGACUCCACCUUUACGCAACGGUUUCGUACAGACGAGACAAAUCAAACGAUGAGGGGAUUGGUGAACAAGCUCGUGUCCAGAUCUCUCUCCAUCUCCGGGAAAUGGCAGCAACAACAGCUUCGUCGUCUCAACAUCCACGAGUAUCAGGGAGCUGAAUUGAUGGGGAAAUAUGGAGUUAAUGUGCCAAAAGGAGUUGCUGCUUCUUCCUUGGAAGAAGUUAAAAAGGCUAUUCAAGAAGUUUUCCCUAAUGAAAGCGAGUUGGUUGUUAAGAGCCAGAUUUUGGCAGGUGGAAGAGGUCUUGGAACAUUCAAGAGUGGUCUUAAGGGUGGUGUUCACAUUGUUAAACGUGAUCAGGCUGAAGAUAUUGCUGGAAAGAUGCUAGGACAAGUACUUGUCACCAAGCAAACUGGUCCUCAAGGCAAAGUAGUUAGCAAGGUUUACUUGUGUGAGAAAUUGUCACUCGUCAAUGAGAUGUACUUUUCCAUAAUUCUGGACCGUAAAUCUGCUGGACCGUUGAUCAUUGCCUGUAAAAAGGGUGGUACCAGUAUUGAAGAUCUUGCUGAGAAGUUCCCUGACAUGAUCAUCAAGGUACCAAUUGAUGUAUUUGCAGGAAUCACUGAUGAAGAUGCUGCUAAGGUUGUGGAUGGUCUUGCUCCCAAAGCUGCUGACAGAAAAGAUUCAAUUGAACAAGUGAAGAAGCUAUAUGAACUCUUCCGCAAGACUGACUGCACAAUGUUGGAAAUCAACCCCCUUGCAGAGACAUCCACUAACCAAUUGGUAGCUGCUGAUGCCAAAUUGAACUUCGAUGAUAAUGCUGCGUUCCGACAAAAAGAGGUUUUCGCCAUGCGUGAUCCAACACAGGAGGAUCCACGAGAGGUGGCUGCUGCGAAAGUUGACCUGAACUACAUUGGUUUAGAUGGAGAGAUUGGUUGCAUGGUGAAUGGUGCUGGAUUGGCCAUGGCAACCAUGGACAUCAUUAAAUUACAUGGUGGAACUCCCGCCAAUUUCCUUGACGUUGGUGGAAAUGCUUCUGAGCACCAGGUGGUGGAAGCGUUUAAGAUACUGACAUCUGACGAUAAAGUGAAAGCAAUCUUGGUGAACAUAUUUGGUGGGAUAAUGAAAUGUGAUGUGAUAGCUAGUGGAAUCGUGAACGCUGCAAAAGAGGUCUCAUUGAAAGUGCCAGUGGUGGUUCGUUUGGAAGGAACGAAUGUUGAGCAGGGAAAGAGAAUCCUCAAGGAAAGUGGAAUGAAACUCAUAACGGCUGAUGAUUUGGAUGAUGCAGCUGAGAAAGCGGUUAAAGCAUUAGCUAACUAAUCUCUCUCUAUAUACCGAAAGCCGGUUUGUUAAUUGUUUUGUGGUUGACGCCCAAUUUACACUUUCUUGCGGUUAUCAUUGCCUCAAACAGAUCAAUAAUGAACUGGUCUCCUUUUU